UUUGCUUUUAUUGUUGGCUUUGUGGAAUAUGGUGCGGUCUGACUUAAACCCUAGUUCUCCACUUUGUGUCUGACUUUGAUGAAUGAAGGUAAUCUGCAACUUGUGUGGCAUCUCAAAGCCGAACAAUCUUGUUGUGCAAAUUCCUUCAUUGCGUCGUUUUACAGCAGCCAUUUCCACAGUUCAAAAGGUAGGGAUUUCUGUAAAAGUUGCCAUGGGAGAAGUUGCAGAAGUUGGAGGUAAAGAAGCUGUUUCUGCUCCCAAGCUGCCAGAGCCUGGAAAGAGAAAUGUAUUAAUCACAAGCGCGCUUCCUUAUGUGAACAAUGUACCACAUCUGGGAAACCUGAUAGGAUGUGUUCUAAGUGCAGAUGUCUUUGCCCGAUAUUGUCGUAGGAGGAACUAUAAUGUGAUAUAUAUCUGUGGGACUGAUGAAUAUGGCACAGCCACAGAAACCAAGGCAAUGGAAGAGAACUGCACUCCACAGCAGAUCUGUGAUAAAUAUCAUGCUAUCCACAAGGAAAUAUAUGAAUGGUUUGAUAUAAGUUUUGAUAAAUUUGGCCGCACAUCAACUCCACAGCAAACAGAAAUAUGCCAAGCAAUUUUUAAAAAGGUUCUGGAUCAAAAUUGGCUCUCUGAGAAUACAAUGCAGCAGCUAUAUUGUGAUACAUGCAAUCGCUUUUUAGCAGACAGAUUUGUACAUGGUACUUGCCCUGAUAGUGCAUGCAGAUACGAGGAUGCGCGGGGUGAUCAAUGUGAAAACUGUGGAAAAAUGUUGAACCCUACAGAACUCAUAAAUCCUAGGUGCAAGGUCUGUCGAAACCCUCCUUGCAUUCGUGACACCGAGCACUUAUUCUUGGAACUCCCAAAGCUGCAAGACCGCUUGGAGGAGUAUAUUAGCAAUACAUCUGCAGUUGGUGGUUGGAGUCAAAAUGCUAUUCAGACAACUAAUUCUUGGUUAAGGGAAGGAUUGAAGCAGCGGUGUAUUACACGGGAUCUUAAGUGGGGUGUUCCUGUUCCACUUGAAAAGUUUAAAGAUAAGGUUUUCUACGUAUGGUUUGAUGCUCCAAUUGGGUACAUAUCCAUAACAGCCUGUUAUACAUCAGAUUGGGAACAAUGGUGGAAAAAUCCAGAAAAUGUGGAGCUAGUUCAAUUUAUGGGCAAGGACAAUGUCCCAUUUCAUACGGUUCUAUUUCCUUCAACACUGCUUGGAACAGGAGAGAAGUGGACUUUGAUGAAGACAAUUAGUGUUACUGAAUACUUAAAUUAUGAAGCAGGAAAAUUUUCUAAAACCAAGGGGAUUGGUGUGUUUGGUAAUGAUGCCAAGAGCACCAAUAUCCCUGUUGAGACUUGGCGGUAUUAUUUGCUGACAAAUAGGCCCGAGGUGUCAGACACACUUUUUACAUGGGCAGAUCUUCAAGCAAAACAAAAUAAUGAAUUGCUAAAAAAUUUGGGUAACUUUAUUCAUCGUUCCUUGAGUUUUCUUGCAAAACCUUUGGGUCAAGGUUAUGGGUCUGUUGUCCCAGAUGCUCAAAAUGCUGAGAUGCAUAAGCUAACUGCUGAUCUGGGCGAGAGAGUUGGAAAAUUAGUUGAACAAUAUGUUGAGGCUAUGGAGAAAGUUAAGCUUAAACAGGGUUUGAGAACAGCAAUGAGCAUAUCCACAGAAGGAAAUGGUUACUUACAAGAUAGUCAAUUCUGGAAACUUUACAACGAAGACCCAGAAGCAUGUGCCAUUGUGUUGAAGACUUCAGUUGGCCUUGUACAUCUGUUGGCAACUUUAUUGGAGCCUUUUAUGCCUUCUUUUUCAUACAAGGUGCUAGAACAGCUCAAUCUGUCGCUUGAAACAUUAUCACUCUCUGAUGAAAAGGGAGACCUUGAAAAGGCCAGAAGGCCUUGGGACAUUGUUCCCUCUGGUCACACUAUUGGAAACCCAGAACCACUGUUUUUAGAAAUGAAAGAUGAAGAGGUUGAAUACUACAGAAAAAAGUUUGCGGGCAGUCAAGCUGACAGGAUCCAGCAAGCUAAUGCUGAAGCAGCAAAAAUUGCCGAGCAAAUAAAAAAUACCACAAUUUCAGAAGUGACGAAGAAGGGAGCACAACCUAAAAAAUCAGAAGCAGUGAAAGGAAAAAAUACAACAUCAACAGCGAAAGAUGUCCCAGUUUCAAUAGCAAGGAUUGACAUCCGAGUGGGCCUUAUCACCAAAGCACAGAGACAUCCAGAUGCAGAUUCAUUGUAUGUGGAAGAGAUUGAUGUUGGAGAAUCUUCUCCACGAACCGUUGUCAGUGGCCUUGUUAAAUAUAUUCCACUUGAGGAGAUGCAGAAUCGAAAGGUGUGUGUAUUAUGUAACUUGAAGCCUGCAACAAUGAGAGGGAUAAAAUCACAGGCCAUGGUGUUAGCUGCUUCCAAUGAAGAUCAUACAAUGGUAGAGUUGGUUUGUCCACCUGAGGAUGCGCCUAUUGGGGAAAGAGUGAUAUUUCCAGGAUUUGAUGGAGCACCAGAUGAAGUGUUGAAUCCAAAGAAAAAGGUUUGGGAAUCCGUCCAACCAGAUCUGCAUACAACAAAUGACCUUGUAGCCUGUUACAAGGGGGUUCCCUUUACUACAUCAGCUGGUGUGUGCAAAGUUUCUUCAAUUACUCGCGGAUCCAUCAAAUAGCUGCAUUUAAGAGAAAUCUCAUAGGGAAAGUUUUGGCAGCCAUAACAUGUGAAUGACUCAUUCUUCCUUUCAUCUUAAGUUCUAGUUUAUUUGAAAAAUCUAAUGAGAUGGUAUUUUCACAAAAUAUCAUUGUAACAUUGAAUGAUAUUUUUAAUUUUGUAUGUCUUUGAGUUUUGAGAAAUGAGCUCAACCAUAUUGAGAAAAUAAUUUAUAUUCCAGUGGAGUUCUCAAUCUAUAUUGGUUCAGGUUACAAUUUUUCUA
Messenger RNA from Cryptomeria japonica (Japanese cedar), 2908 nucleotides. Its product is annotated as probable methionine--tRNA ligase. The transcript has 18 exons. Gene Ontology annotation, biological process: methionyl-tRNA aminoacylation. The record is from RefSeq and is a predicted model, not a curated record. Gene Ontology annotation, cellular component: aminoacyl-tRNA synthetase multienzyme complex; cytosol. Lineage: Eukaryota; Viridiplantae; Streptophyta; Pinopsida; Cupressales; Cupressaceae. Bases 83 to 2647 code for a protein of 854 amino acids. Gene Ontology annotation, molecular function: ATP binding; tRNA binding; methionine-tRNA ligase activity.